This is a messenger RNA of Ixodes scapularis (black-legged tick), 2221 nucleotides long. RefSeq names its product DDB1- and CUL4-associated factor 11. The coding region runs from base 321 to 1919 and encodes 532 amino acids. The transcript has 17 exons. NCBI's taxonomy places the organism in Eukaryota, Metazoa, Arthropoda, Arachnida, Ixodida, Ixodidae. Gene Ontology annotation, biological process: proteasome-mediated ubiquitin-dependent protein catabolic process. Gene Ontology annotation, cellular component: Cul4-RING E3 ubiquitin ligase complex. The record is from RefSeq and is a predicted model, not a curated record. Gene Ontology annotation, molecular function: protein binding.
AACUGGAAGAAAACCGGAGCUGAUGUUGCGUGAACAGCUUUACGGUCACGGGCACUCGACGAAGUUCAGGUUCAGACACCAUAGUGCGGUGAAAUUUGGUGCGGCGGUGCGGCCAGUGAAUGCGGUCCUGCUCUAAGCUCGUUUGGCUGGUUUGGUGAUGCGAUGAGGCUGUUGAGGAGAUCGUUUGGUUUUCAGUCCAGCUGAUACAAACGCUCUACUGCGCGUUUGCACGGGGCGCCUUUGCGGCCUGCGCCAGUUUGUUUUAUGUAACGCAUUACGUAACUCUAUGCAGCCACUAGAAAACAAGCAACAAUGACCGCAUGAACGUGAACAGUGCUUCUCCGAAUAGAAUGUGUGACAGACCUCCUCCGGCGAGGGAAGACACAAGGACCAACGAAGACACGGACUACUCAAGGGUGCUGCCGUUUUUUCUCGGAAGAAUUCAAGCAAACCAAGCACGCCUUUUCAACUUUGCAUCCGACGACUUCUAUGAAGAAGAUUCAGAUGAUUCGGAUGGCGAACAUCAUCUGAGCAGCUUGUACACGCUGAGCAUGGGUGGAGGCCUGAUGUCCAGAAAAUAUUACUUUCAACUUGUUUCGGCUGCCACGUCGCCCGACAACUCGGGGAUCCUGUCAAAUGACAUAUAUGGGAUUGUCAAGCAACAGUCGGGAAGCACAAAUACGAGUCAACCCGAAUCGAGGAUGUGCUUGCCAUCAUUACUACAACAGAGGGAAUGUGGCAUGCCCUGUGGGGGAACAUUUUCAAGAGGAGACAGGUGCAGAAUCGGCUCAAGAUUGCUACCAAACUACAAAAUGCACACCUUGAAUUACCCAAGUAAAGCUUUUUGUGGAACCUUCGCUGGAAAUGGUGAGGUGUUCAUGACAGCAUGCCAGGAUUGCAUGAUUCGUAUCUAUGAUACCAAGCAAGCAACCUUCAGAGAGGUCAAGUCAAUCUCUGCUCGUGAUGUAGGGUGGAGCAUCUUGGAUAUGGCUGUCAGUCCCAAUGGUGCGCACUUCGUCUACUCCAGUUGGUCAGAGUACUUACAUUUAUGUAACGUGUUCGGAGAUGAUGAGGUCCAUGAGGCACUGCCACUUUGCCCUGAUGAUCGUAGGUUUUGCAUAUUUGCAUUACAAUUUUCUUGUGAUGGCAAUGACAUUCUGGGCGGGGCAAAUGACUCAUGCCUAUAUGUGUACGACCGAGAAAUGCACCAUCGUUCACUCCGGAUCAGAGCUCACGACGGAGACGUGAACACUGUUGCCUUCGCUGACAAGACAUCACAAAUUUUGUUCAGUGGGGGAGACGACGGCCUAUGCAAGGUGUGGGACAGAAGGACCCUGAGUGAGGGAAACCCCAAACCAGUGGGGAUACUAGCUGGGCAUAGUAAUGGAAUCACAUUUGUUGACUCCAAGGGUGAUGCGAGGUACCUGAUCACCAACUCUAAAGAUCAGUCUAUCAAGCUUUGGGACAUGAGAGCCUUUUCAUCGAAGGAAGGCAUUGAAUCAACCCGAAUUGCUGUUGCCUACCAGAAUUGGGACUACAGGUGGCAACGUGUCCCAAAAAAGUUAUUGGAUCGCUAUGUCAAGCUCGCUGGUGACACCUCGCUGAUGACGUACCAGGGACAUACCGUACUACAAACUUUAAUUCGCUGCCAUUUCUCGCCAGCAGCCACCACUGCACAGCAGUUCAUCUACACUGGCUGUGCUUCUGGCCGGGUAGUUGUGUAUGACCUGCUGACUGGUAAGGUGGCCACUGUCCUGUCUGGCCACAGGGGGUGCGUGAGGGAUGUUUCUUGGCAUCCGAAUCUGCCUGUGCUUGUGAGCUCAUCGUGGGAUGGGGCUAUCUGCGAGUGGGUGUACAGCAGUGACCCAGACAGCAAGAAAGGCCGGGGGAAACGCACUCGUUCUGCAAGACAACAGUAAACCUACAUCUGGAGAGCUGCCGAGACAGCUCCUUGUUUUUCUCAUUCAAGCCUUAUGUCAGUGUUGCAGUGCUGGUAAUCAUUUCACUGGGACCUGAAAAGUAUUCAUUGUUAGAGAUCCAUCACACAGCUACUGUAAAAUAUCGGGGGAGAGCCCGCCCCGUUUUCACUGAAAGCUGGGUUAAUCUACAGGGUGAAACAAGGAGACGCCAGUCUCUUUAAAUCAACCAGAAAAUUCGGUUUCUUAACCUAUCGCGCUACAACUUUGUGCAGCGUUGCCCACAGGUGGUGCAUUUUUUUUUU